AGAAAGAGAAGCCCACGACCACCCCACCUCCUCAAACAGCAACGUGCGGUGAGGAGAACCCCGCUGACAUCUACUUCGCCUUCAGCCCCGCAGAGCUCGGUCUCGCCGCUACCUCCUGGACCUCCUCCUUUGUCUCUAUCACAGCCAAACAGGACGCUCUGGAAGACGGUUUCAGGUUUGGAGUGGUGUCCGGAUCUUGCCCAGACGACGAAGGUUUUGACCUGGACGACUAUUCCUCCGCGGAGGCCAUCGAAGAGAGGAUGACCGGCUACCUCAUGCCGCGCAUGUCCGCUCUCGUGCAGCGACUGACCAGCACAGGCUACACCGCGACCUCUGGUGGCCGAGCGGACGCCCGUGACGUGGCCGUUCUGGUGGCAAAUGGUGGGAAAAGGAACAAGGGCCUGGCAGCGGAAGUGGAGCGUCUUGUGGCCGCGGGAGUGGAGGUGUUCAUCGCUGACCCCAUCGGCUCAGGUGUGAACAUAGACGGCGCAAUCACACUCACAGGCCGCAGUGCCAAGGAAGCGUCUGCCAACCUCGUCAACUACCUCUGUCCACCCAGGACAUAAGAGGCCUAUUUAGGCUGCACCUCUAUCAAACCGAGAGCAUCCAUCUCCGAUCAUCUUCGACCACGUGCAAUCGACCCAGGAAGCCAAGAGCUUGGCUAUUGUGUACAAAUCGUUUUUCUACCCUUGCAGAAAAAUUUAUUUUGACAAAUGUUUCUAUACUUAGACAUUUCAAAUUAUAUUUAUUUUUGUGCUUCAAUAAACCUAUGAAAAAAGAAA
Messenger RNA from Aplysia californica (California sea hare), 782 nucleotides. Its product is annotated as collagen alpha-1(XXI) chain. Lineage: Eukaryota; Metazoa; Mollusca; Gastropoda; Aplysiida; Aplysiidae. The record is from RefSeq and is a predicted model, not a curated record.